Messenger RNA from Cyclospora cayetanensis, 2397 nucleotides. RefSeq lists its product as uncharacterized. The transcript has 12 exons. NCBI's taxonomy places the organism in Eukaryota, Apicomplexa, Conoidasida, Eucoccidiorida, Eimeriidae. The coding region runs from base 1 to 2397 and encodes 798 amino acids. The record is from RefSeq and is a predicted model, not a curated record.
AUGGUGUUGGUAACCCCCGAAUCGUUCACCAGGGAGGCGUACGGCCCCGCCACUCGCAGCAGCCAGAAAGAGCAUCUGCCCGUGUUGCUGAUCAGCGCCUGCACUGUAGAUGCUCUGUGCUGCAGUCAUAUGCUGCAAGUGCACUUCUGGUCCCGUAGCUACUUCACCGACAAACAAAAUGCAAGAGGCGUUGCCGUUGAUCUCCUCUUCGUUCGCAGCGCUGCGGAUGUCUUGUCGUGGCUCGAUAGGCAGGUGGAAGUCUCGGAAGGGGCAAGCGCCCCUCUAACACCUGUUUUUCUCGCACACGACAGUGCCAGAGGAAGUCUUGCUCGUAGCCGCCUACCGUAUUACGAGCGAAUAUUCCUCCUUGGACUGGGAGCUUUCCCCGAUGAAGCAGCCCCUCCUGGUUCUGCUGGCGGCAUGUGCUCGCGACUGUAUGCAGCUUUGACGGAUGUUCUCUUGAUGAGGUCACCUCAGGCGCGCGCUGUUGCGGAAGUUUUGGAAAGCCACGGCUUUGCCUUUCCCAGAGUCACUCCCGAGGAGGCUUUGAAGCUCAUUCCUUCGGAUGUGAAAGGAAAAGUCGAAGUCGAAAUCGCAGACAGAGUGAAAAGCCUCCGGCGGAACAUAAGGAUUGUGGUGCUGGAUGCGAUGAGGCCGGUGCAUCCCGCGCUUCUACGAGAGGAAUGGUGGCUACUUUUGGUGGAAGACAAUGAGAUCGAGGCACUGGAAGCUGCAGUUUCUCAAAUAGAAGCUGGAGCUCCUAGCAGAGGCCUCUACCUUGCGAAACCUUCCGCGCUGCUUCUUGCUGCGGCCUUGAAUCCGUUGUAUCCAAUUGAAGGCAGUAUCUACGCCUUUAUGGGGGCAAUCUCCUCUGCAGCAUUCCUGCAGUUGGGGUUUACCACCAGCGACGAAUAUAACGACUGGAUUCUCGCAGUUCGCUCUGUGGAUGCCUCUUCAUUCCCCUUUAUUGAAGACGAUGCCAACGCCGGUCUGCUGCCUCUCCUGAGAAACGGCUGUCUUGAAGAAUCGCUGCGUCUCUCGCCUGACGUGCUUGUCAAAUCGGCAGUUCAAGAAGGCUCAGUUGGAGCUCCCUGGCGCCAGCGGCUGCAGCAGCUCACCAACAAGCUCCGCGUGAGCUGUGGUAUCGAGUGUACUGGAAUGCAGCACUUCUUCAGUGGACUGUCCGCUAAGCAGCAGCAAACAGUCUUCGGAUACCUGCGGCAGCACUUGUCUCUUCCAGAUCGCCUCUGCAUCAACUGGAUUCGCCAUACGGACGACACCAAGCACCGCGGAAGCUUUUCCUCCGUACCCAACACAGAUGCUGCAUGGCUGCUCGCUGCCCUUCUUGUAAAGGCUUGCGCUGGAGAAACGCCUCUCCUCGCUGCCAGGAAAAAUGCAAUUGACGCACUCCAGCUCCUCAAGAGGCUGACGACAAGUUCUUUAACAGAGAAAGCGGCGGCAUUACAGAGUCUUCAGGAGGCGCAGGAAGCCCUUAAGGGACAGUUAUCUCGGCUCUUUCUUCAGGCUGAUUUGAUGCGAUCGAGUGUCUCCCAGGGGUUGUUGUUUUUAUCCCUGAAGCAGCCGCCGGCCUUUGUGUGGUCUUCGCACUACUUGCGUCUUCUGUGUCUUCUGGGGUCGAUGCGGCAGAGAGGAAGUUACGCUUCUCGCUGUCUUCCCUGUCUGUUGCUUGUGACUGAAGAAGCGACGUCAAGGGAGGCGGCCUCUCGGGUGCCUGAGGGGUCAAACGAGAGUGGUGCGAAGUGCGUUUUGUAUUGCGUGACACCUGGAGCAGACAAGCACUCUCCGGAUUUGUUUCCAGGCGUGCUUCAGGCCGUGGAGAGGCUCAGCAGCAGCAGAGGCCCCCCCAUGGUUUUUAGAGACUUUCUCGAUCCGCAUUUGCUGCAUAUAACUGCUCCCCGCUUAGGGCUGGACGUACAGAAGCAGGCGGGCGUUCUUUAUAAGGAGGCUUUGCGGCGGAGAGAGGAGAUGGACAAUGAUGAAGAAGUUUUCGACGGGCUGCCGCAGACUGGAGCGACAGCACAAGGUGAAGCGACUGGGGCCCCUUCGGAGGAAUCGCAGGGAAAAGAGGAAGAGGCACCAGAACAGCUGCCGACAGACGAAGAAUCCUUCAGCUCAGAAGCUGAAGAAGAGGAAAUUUCAGAGGCAAGUGACGACGCUGACAGCUCGAAUGGAGAGGUUCACCCUUCGCCCGAGGCACUUCGAAAGAAUGGCACACCCGGAGGCCUAAGAAGGCCUAAAGGGAAACGGCCUCGUCGGGCAGCAGGAACAGAUAAUGAAAAUGAAGAGGUGCGUCUUUGUGUUGAGCCGAAGCAAAAGCUUGGGCUUGUUUUUGCCCGUACAGCAUGCAGGUGUGCAUAUAUGUUUGUGGCUAUGUGA